AUGACCAAGGUUGAUCGAGCUCACUAUGCUCCAUCACGGCCGUAUUCGGACUCGCCUCAACCCAUUGGAUAUGGGGCCACCAUAUCAGCACCACACAUGCACGGUCAUGCAUGUGAGUAUCUGAUUAAUUACCUCAAACCAGGUGCUAGAGUGUUGGAUAUUGGAUCUGGUUCAGGAUACUUGACCCAUGUCCUGGCCAAUUUAGUGACUAGUUCAUCCGCCGACGCCCAGGGACAGGUGAUUGGCAUUGACCAUAUCCCUGAGCUGACAGAGCUGGCUCGUACCAACAUGGACAAGUCCAAACAAGGCAGUGAGUUCCAAGCAUCCACAACGGUCAAGUUUAUCACUGGCGAUGGACGGCUUGGAUGGAAAGAAGGUGCACCGUACGACGCCAUCCACGUUGGCGCCGCGGCCGACAAGCUUCAUCCAACUCUGGUGGAUCAGUUGCGUGCUCCUGGGAGACUCUUUAUCCCGGUAGAAUCAGAAGACGACGAGAGUGCUAUUGAUAGUCUCAAUGGGGGUCAAUACAUCUGGGUGGUGGAUAAAAAGGAAGACGGAUCCAUUCACGAGGAAAAGGUUUUCCAAGUCAGCUACGUGCCCUUGACGGAUGCUCCACGAGGAUGA
Molecule: messenger RNA, 624 nt
Organism: Penicillium digitatum Pd1
Lineage: Eukaryota; Fungi; Ascomycota; Eurotiomycetes; Eurotiales; Aspergillaceae
Product: protein-L-isoaspartate O-methyltransferase
Biological process (GO): protein modification process
Cellular component (GO): cytoplasm
Molecular function (GO): protein-L-isoaspartate (D-aspartate) O-methyltransferase activity
Source: RefSeq, a predicted model, not a curated record